AUGGUGCCGGGCGCCCCAAGCGGCCCCUGGAUGAGCCCCGGCAGGCUGGCCGUGUCUCGCCAGAGGGCCAGCGCCGCGAGGCCGACCUCCGCCGCCAGCUGGCCUCCCGCGACGCCCGCCGCUCUCCUGCUCGCGAGGCUCGCCGCUCCCCCUCCCGUGACUCCCGCCGCUCCCCUCCCCGUGACUCCCGACGCUCGCCGCCGCGGGACUCGCGACGUUCGCCGGCACGUGCGGAUGGCCGCCUCUCUCCGGUGCGGGCUGAUGGCCGGCGCUCCCUCGCUCGGGAGAGCCGCCGCGACCGCCCCCGCUCCCCCUCCCCCGCGCGUCGCCGCGGUCGCUCUCCGUCGCCCUCUCGGCCCCUGCCCAAUGACGCCGCCACCACUCGCCGGUACCAGCCCCCCAAAAAUCAACCGAGCAUGCCUCCGGGCAAUGGUGGCUCCGGGGCUCGCGGGCGCCAAGGCGGCAAGAAGAAGAAGAAGAAGAAUAGGGGUCCCGCCCGACCCCCUCUCUGCCGCGGCUUAG
Molecule: messenger RNA, 522 nt
Organism: Aegilops tauschii subsp. strangulata
Lineage: Eukaryota; Viridiplantae; Streptophyta; Magnoliopsida; Poales; Poaceae
Source: RefSeq, a predicted model, not a curated record